Ochotona princeps (American pika) is the source of this 1750-nucleotide messenger RNA. RefSeq names its product sushi repeat containing protein X-linked (gene SRPX). Bases 1 to 1404 code for a protein of 467 amino acids. The transcript is spliced from 10 exons. The record is from RefSeq and is a predicted model, not a curated record. NCBI's taxonomy places the organism in Eukaryota, Metazoa, Chordata, Mammalia, Lagomorpha, Ochotonidae.
AUGGGGAGACCCGCACUGUGGCCUGCCCUGAGGCUGCCGCCGCCGCCACCACUGCUGCUGCUGCUCCUGCUGCUGCUGCGCGCCCCUCCGAGUUGCUGCUUCCCAGGAUCGGGAGACUCGCCGUUAGAAGAUGAUGAAGCCGGAUAUCCCCACACUAGAUACAAAGACACCCCUUGGUGCUCCCCUGUCAAGGUGAAGUAUGGAGAUGUAUACUGCAGGGCCCCCCAAGGAGGAUACUACAAAACAGCCUUGGGCUCCAGAUGUGACAUUCGCUGCCAGAAGGGCUAUGAGCUGCAUGGCUCUUCCCAGCUGGUCUGCCAGUCAAACAAGCGGUGGUCCGACAAAGUCAUCUGCAAACAAAAGCGAUGUCCUACCCUUGCCAUGCCAGCCAAUGGAGGGUUCAAAUGUGUAGACGGAGCCUACUUUAAUUCCCGCUGUGAAUAUUACUGCUCACCAGGAUACACACUGAAAGGGGAGAGGACAGUCACAUGUCUGGACAGCAAGGCCUGGAGUGGCCAACCAGCCUCCUGUGUGGACAUGGAACCUCCUAGAAUCAAAUGCCCAAGUGUGAAGGAACGCAUUGCUGAACCCAAUAAGCUGACAGUCCGGGUAUCCUGGGAGACCCCUGAAGGAAGAGACACAGCAGAUGGCAUUCUUACUGAUGUUAUUCUGAAAGGCCUGCCCCCAGGCUCACAUUUUCCAGAAGGAGACCACAGGAUCCAGUAUACUGUCUAUGACAGAGCUGAGAACAAGGGCACUUGCAAAUUUCGAGUUAAAGUAAGAGUCAGACGCUGUGGCAAGCUCAAUGCCCCAGAAAAUGGCUACAUGAAGUGCUCUAGUGAUGGUGAUAAUUAUGGGGCCACCUGUGAGUUCUCCUGCAUCGGUGGUUAUGAGCUCCAGGGGAGCCCUGCCCGUGUGUGUCAGUCCAACCUGGCGUGGUCUGGCACAGAGCCCAGCUGUGCAGCCAUGAACGUCAAUGUGGGCGUUAGAACAGCAGCUGCGCUUCUGGAUCAGUUUUAUGAGAAGAGAAGACUUCUCAUUGUAUCUACACCCACAGCCCGGAACCUCCUCUACCGGCUGCAGCUGGGAAUGCUACAGCAAUCCCAGUGCGGCCUGGAUCUUAGACACGUCACUGUGGUGGAACUGGUGGGAGUGUUCCCAACCCUCAUCGGCAGGAUAGGAACGAAGAUUAUGCCUCCAGCCUUGGCACUACAGCUCAGGUUGUUACUACGAAUCCCACUCUAUUCCUUCAGUGUGGUGCUAGUGGAUAAGCACGGGAUGGACAAAGAGCGCUAUGUCUCUCUGGUGACACCUGUGACCCUCUUCAACCUGAUUGAUACUUUCCCGCUGAGAAAAGAGGAGAUGGUCCUGCAAGCCGAAAUGGGCCAGACCUGUAAUGCCUGAUACGAUGUUUCUCUCUUGGUGGGCCCUUUGCUCUUUUUACAUGGUACCAUGUGCAGGGGAAGGCCUAGAAAAUAUCCUCGAUGUACAGAUUUUUAUUUGUAAUUUUUAAAGUCUAUUUUAUUAUGAGCUUUCUUUGCACUUAACAGCACAAUGCUUUUUGUACUUCAAAGUGUUUGAGAAAUGCUGAUGAAUAUAUCUACUCAAAUUCCCUUCACUUUAACAUGUCUGGUUCAUUUUAUAGAAAAAUUAGAAAUCAAAAUCAUACAUAUGCUUCCAAUAUACUCAUUGUGAAACAUAACUCCUCUUUUUAUAUAAAGCUUUAUUAAUAAAAAUAUUUUGGAGCAAA